GGGUAAUGGGGCUCAGCAACACAGGAAGAGUUUGACUUCAAGCAAAAAUCAAAUAAUAUCAUUAAUAUAAUUCGCUCGUCCGGAGGAUCAGCCCGGUGUGGUUUUGUCAGGUGAGGGCCCUGAAGCAGAGGGAAGCUUUUUGUUUUAGUUCUAGUUCCUCAGUGUCCAGUUCUGUCUUGGGGCUCUUGUUUUGCCGACAACUGAGGAAGAGGAGGCAGCUGGGAGGAGGAAGGUGAGGAUGCAGAGCGGCAGCAGCAGCGAUGAAGACUCCGACGUGGAGAAAAACUUUGCUCUGCUCACCAGCAGAGGAAGAGGAGGAGCUGAUGAAGAGGGAGAGGGAGAGGAGGAGUUAAGUGCCGAGGAACAGGAGGAGGAGGAGGAAGAAGAGGAGGAGGAAGAAGAGGAGGAAGAAGAUGUGUUGGAUGGUGGUCAUGAAGAGGAGGACGAGGAUGACACCGAAGGCUCUGAAGAUGAUGAUGAUGACGACGAUGAUGAUGAAGAUGACGAUGAUGAAGAUGGUGCGCAGCUGGAAGACGGUGGCGGCAGCGCAGAAGUCCAGACCAGAGAAAACAUUAAAAAGGAGCUGGCCUCCAUGAGCUUUGAGGACGUCCUGAAGCUGCAGAACAAACUGGGCACCAAAGUUUACAACCAAGUCGCCUACGGCAGCAGCGAGACGCCGGCGAGCCACGGCGCCAGGAAACGCCUCAACAAGAACAGGCCCACCGAGCUCUCAGCCAAGAGGCCGGCGCCCUUCCUGAGGCAGGUCGUCCCCGUCAAGAAGCCCGUCUCCAGAGAUCCUCGGUUCGACGAUCUGUCCGGAGAAUACAAACCGGAGAUCUUUGAGAAGACGUACAAGUUCCUGGACGACAUCCGGCAGCGAGAGCGACAGGUCGUCCAGAAGAAGCUGAAGAAGUCAAAGAAAAACAACCAGAGGAAGGAGAAGCUGCAGGCUCUGCUGCAGAGGAUGGAGAACCAGGAGCGUGCGAGGAGGAGCCGGGAGCAGCAGAGGGAGCAGGAGCUGCAGCUGAAGAGGAGGCAGAGGGAACUCGCCGAGAGCGGCCGCCAGCCCUUCUUCCUCAAGAAGUCCGACCAGAAGAAGCUGCAGCUCGCUGAAAAGUUCACGGCUCUGAAGCGGAGCGGCAAGCUGGAGAACUUCCUGAGCAAGAAGAGGAGGAGGAACGCCGUGAAGGACCGCAGGAAGCUGCCGACUCAGCAGCAGCAGGAGCGCCGCCGCGGCCGCUGAGGACCCGCCCACCGCCCCCACGCACAGACCCACUUCCUGUUUCCUGUUUCCUGUUCCCUGUAUGUGAAGCCCUGUGGAGGAGCCGCCGGUGGAGCUGGGAUUUGUUGUCGUUUCAUUUUGGCGUGAGGAUGUGACGCUGUGGCGACGGGACGAAUCCACUGCCAGUCAGAAUGCUCAGAUGACUUUUUUUAUUUGUAUUUUUUUUUAUUUUUGGUGAUUUUAAAAAGCAGCCGGGGGAGGAGUCGUGAGGCGGGACAAGGUCACAGCAUCACAGCGCCCCUCAGGUCGCUCAUGUGUGUGACAGACGAGCCGACAAGCAGCCAAUCACAUCUCACCGCCGCCUGGAGUCCCGCCCACUGCUGCAGACACUGUUGAAAAUUCAAAUUUCUGUCAUUUUACUCUGACAGUGUUCAGUUUAGCAGGAUGAAGACGAGCCGCGGAAUAAAAACCAGCGAGGAAACAUCCGGUCUCCUCCCGUCUGUAUCCAACUCCAUGAGAAUCACUACCACCAACAACAACAACAAUAAUAAUAACAAUAAUAACAAAAUAAUAAUAAUAAUACCUUUUCAAGUUUUACCUCAAAGUAGAAGUGAGUUUGAGUUCAUUGAUUUUCUUGCUCACAGUCCAAAACUGACCGGAGGCAGAAUUCACAUUAAUAAGAAACAGAAAAAUACAUGCACAUGAUUGUACAUUAUAAAAAUAUAAAACUAUAUACAGCAACAUACACACAUGCACCCAUACAUUCAUGCUCAUACAUGCACAAAUACAAACAUGCAUGCAUUUUAAAAUGCCAUAAAGCAUACAACACAACCCACCAAAAACAAGAAAUAAAAAUAAAAACAGGCAAAUUAAACGCUAAACACUUUUUUUUUUAAUAAACAGACGUCACACACUUUACUUGUGGAGUGUAUGAAGGAGAUUAUAAGGAAUAUGCUGAAUAUGCUGUGGACUGAAACCUGCUGCCAAUAAAGUUUCACUGAAGGACAGAGAGUUGGGUACUGCUCGUCAUGUGGCGGUCUGGCCAGCAGGGGGCGCUGCAGAACAGAGGCUAUGGGCUCCAGGCGACCGAAACAAAAACCAAGACUGAAACUCAGCUGAGAAAUGUGAGAAAAUCUUCAGAAACCAUCAUUUGUGGUCAUGUUCGAUCCAGAGAAGCGACUCUCAGCCGGGCAAGAAACUGUAAAUUUUAAGCUGUUUCAUAUCUUUGUCACCCAGAAAUACAAGAAAAAAAAGCUAAAACAAAAAUAAAAUCAUCA
Molecule: messenger RNA, 2499 nt
Organism: Myripristis murdjan (pinecone soldierfish)
Lineage: Eukaryota; Metazoa; Chordata; Actinopteri; Holocentriformes; Holocentridae
Gene: rrp36
Product: ribosomal RNA processing 36
Exons: 9
Coding region: 239-1243 (334 amino acids)
Biological process (GO): maturation of SSU-rRNA from tricistronic rRNA transcript (SSU-rRNA, 5.8S rRNA, LSU-rRNA)
Cellular component (GO): nucleolus; 90S preribosome
Source: RefSeq, a predicted model, not a curated record